Messenger RNA from Myotis myotis, 8099 nucleotides. It is a transcript of the gene GTPBP1, whose product is annotated as GTP binding protein 1. The coding region runs from base 2220 to 4229 and encodes 669 amino acids. The record is from RefSeq and is a predicted model, not a curated record. Gene Ontology annotation, biological process: translational elongation. Gene Ontology annotation, molecular function: GTPase activity; GTP binding; translation elongation factor activity. Lineage: Eukaryota; Metazoa; Chordata; Mammalia; Chiroptera; Vespertilionidae. The transcript has 12 exons.
CCGAAACUCAUGCCUGUGUCCUGACUGGGAAUCGAAGGGUGACCUCUUGGUCCAACCACUGAGCCACACCUGCCGGGCAAGAGCAUGAUUUCAAGUAUCCCAUCAUGUGCCAGCACAUUCUGAACUUGAACUCUUUCUGGACAAGCCAGUUUAUUAGUAAAAUAUUAAAUAGCAAUUAUUAUCCUAAAGUACAAUGCCUUGAUAUUUUGCUUUCCUGACAAAUCAUAUUUUACUUGUAACUACCUCAUAGAGAAAUAUAUAGGGUAGUGGUGAACAAUUUAGCCAAUCACAAAGGAAAAAACACAUUCGAAGAACUAGUACCAAGACAUUGGGAGGUGGGUGACUUCUUGCCCAGGGUUCCCAGCUGUGUUUGUACACAUAAGACUUGAAAACAGGAACAAGACGAGGUUGCCACUUUCCUUUCGGUUGGAUCCCGGAAACUGCAAGCCACUUUGAACCCUGCCUUUUUGUUCACUAAAUCCUGUAUUCCAAACCCUAAAUCUUGGACAUGUUACCUUCUCAAGCGGCUACUUGCUUGCUUGCUACCUGGGACCAGUGGCCUACUCCCCAAUUUCAUUAAGCUUUUCAGAUUUUUGAAACAGGAAUUCAAGAUACUAAAACUUUGUUGAUGGUGUUUUGGAUUGGGGCUUUCCACAAGUGGUGAUACUGAAAAAAUCAUCCGUAGGAAACUACCUUAAACAGACCCUAGCUAGAUCUCAGCUCCACUGUUCGUAAAUGUGGUGAGGUGUGUUAAAGAACAGAAGUUCAACCCCGGUAAAUUUGAAGAUCUAAUUGGCUUUAUUAAAUGAUUCAUGAAUUGGCAACUCAUCUAGUAAAUAGAAGGGAGCCCCAAGUAGUUGUACAAAACGGAAGGUUUUUAUAGGCAGGAGGGUGGGUCAACGAGGUUAAAAGAAUGGGUUGUUUCAGACUAGGUCAACUUCCUUUGCGAGAAGGCAGAGGGAUCUUUUCAGGCAGCUUACCUCACCAGAAGAGCAACACCCACCAUAAUGUCUCCCCUUGCCCAUGGCCAGGGGAUGCUAAUAACUUUAUCUGGCCCAGUUUCCUAUAAGAAUCUUGCACUUUGUAGUACUCAGCACAGGUCUCUUAUUUACAAGGUGGGAUGCUGCACAAUUCAUGAAUCACUAAAAAAGCCAAUUAGAUCUUUAAAUUUAUUUGGUUGAAUUUUGUUUUGUUUUUUAACAGAUUCUUUUCCUGCCCUGCCACUUAAAAAGGCUCUGUGACCUUGGGAAAGUUUGGCUUCUCAGUUCUUCAGCUACGUGAUUUUUUUAAAGUACAGAUGGUUGUAAAAUCAAUCAAAUUGCUGAUUGAUUUAAAAUUCCACUCGUGGGAGAGAAUGAAACUGCAUAUUGAGUCUUGGUGAAGCUUACCACAGUGAUUCCAUUUUGGGUCUAUUUUUAACAGGUGCUUCUGGCUUCUGUUAAGCUGGCUGCCUCUACUGUCUUCUCCGCAGAAGACAGUGAAUGGAGAAUUCUCCCUAAGGUCAGCGUUUCAUUAAUUGCCUCGCUCUGGCUGCUAUAGUAUCCCAGGCAUCGAUCCAAUCCUACUAUCAAAAUUGCCCGGAGAUGGCCAGCAGGUCGGACCUCGGUCUUCCAGGGACUGCCCCGAGUCACUGAGUGGAGUGGGACGCGCCUUGAGCAGUUUACUAUCUCCGUGGGCGGUGGCCCAAGGCGCGGGACCUAUCCGAUGACCGGAUUGGGCCUUGCCCCUGUCCAUCAUCCGACGGCUCUGGGCGCCGACUGUUUUGCCGUAAGAUUUGGAAGUUGAGCACCGCCUCUGGAAACGAGGGGCGUGAAGAUUGGCGAAGGUAAACGUUGUGCGUAUUUUUCUCCUCAUUGGAUGGCUACUGUGUCAGUCAUACUCUCCGCUGCUCCCGUUGGCGGGAAGGCUCCGGGCUGGUGGCGUGGACACAGUGCAGCCCCGCCCAAGUUGCGAUCCGGGCGCGUGACGUCUCAGAUAUUUGUUGUUGGGGUUUGGGCCUCAUUAAUUAUUCAUUAAGCCCUUGAAAGGGCUGUAGCGAUUGGUGGCUGGGAAGCCUGGUCGAUUGUUUCUUAGCUAGAGAUAGGUGUCGCCCUCUACGCGGCCGAAGAAGUUUCGCAUAAAUUAUUCCGAUGAGGUGUGGGGCGGGGCUACGCAUAGAUUAGGCAAAUGAGCAGGGGAGGGACGCGAGGCCGGGUACGAAUGAGCCUAAGUUAUUAAAGAUGGCGGCGGAGCGGAGUCGCUCCCCGAUGGACUCGCCGGUCCCGGCCUCUAUGUUCGCCCCCGAGCCCAGCUCCCCGGGGGCGGCCAGGGCCGCGUCGGCUGCCGCCCGGCUCCACGACGGCUUCGACUCGGACUGCAGCGAGGACGGCGAGGCGCUCAAUGGCGAGCCGGAGCUGGACCUCACCAACAAGCUGGUUCUAGUGAGCCCUACGUCAGAGCAGUAUGACAGCCUACUUCGGCAGAUGUGGGAGAGGAUGGACGAGGGAUGCGGAGAGACCAUAUAUGUCAUUGGGCAGGGAUCAGAUGGGACUGAGUACGGGCUGAGUGAAGCGGACAUGGAGGCCUCCUACGCCACAGUGAAAAGCAUGGCCGAGCAGAUAGAGGCCGACGUCAUCCUCCUGCGGGAACGGCAGGAAGCGGGGGGCCGCGUGCGUGAUUACCUGGUCCGGAAGCGAGUGGGAGACAAUGACUUCCUGGAGGUCAGGGUAGCGGUAGUGGGCAACGUGGAUGCUGGCAAAAGCACGCUUCUGGGGGUCCUGACACACGGGGAGCUGGACAAUGGCCGAGGCUUUGCCCGCCAGAAACUCUUCCGCCACAAACAUGAGAUCGAAUCUGGUCGCACCAGCAGUGUGGGCAACGACAUUCUGGGCUUUGACAGCGAAGGCAAUGUGGUGAACAAGCCAGACAGCCACGGUGGCAGCCUGGAGUGGACGAAGAUUUGUGAGAAAUCCACUAAAGUGAUCACCUUCAUUGACUUGGCUGGCCACGAGAAAUACCUGAAGACCACGGUCUUCGGCAUGACGGGCCACCUGCCUGACUUCUGCAUGCUCAUGGUGGGCAGCAAUGCUGGCAUCGUGGGGAUGACCAAGGAGCACCUGGGCUUGGCAUUGGCACUCAAUGUGCCUGUUUUUGUGGUGGUCACCAAGAUUGAUAUGUGUCCUGCUAACAUCUUGCAAGAAACCCUGAAGCUGUUACAGCGCCUGCUGAAGUCGCCAGGCUGCCGGAAGAUCCCUGUGCUGGUGCAGAGCAAGGAUGAUGUGAUCGUUACCGCCUCCAACUUCAGCUCCGAGAGGAUGUGCCCGAUAUUCCAGAUCUCCAACGUCACAGGCGAGAACCUAGAUCUGCUGAAGAUGUUCCUCAACCUCCUGUCCCCCCGCACCAGCUACCGGGAGGAGGAGCCGGCGGAGUUUCAGAUUGACGACACUUACUCUGUGCCGGGUGUGGGGACGGUGGUGUCAGGGACAACACUCAGGGGCCUGAUCAAGCUGAAUGACACGCUGCUGCUGGGCCCGGAUCCUCUGGGGAACUUCCUGUCCAUCGCCGUGAAGUCCAUCCACCGCAAGCGCAUGCCUGUCAAGGAGGUGCGGGGCGGCCAGACAGCCUCCUUUGCGCUGAAGAAGAUUAAGCGCUCAUCCAUCCGGAAGGGAAUGGUGAUGGUUUCCCCGCGUUUGAAUCCCCAAGCAUCCUGGGAAUUUGAGGCCGAGAUCCUCGUCCUCCACCACCCCACCACGAUUAGCCCACGCUACCAGGCCAUGGUGCACUGUGGGAGCAUCAGGCAGACGGCCACCAUUCUGAGCAUGGACAAGGACUGUCUACGCACUGGGGACAAGGCCACGGUGCACUUCCGCUUUAUCAAGACCCCCGAGUACCUGCACAUAGACCAGCGGCUGGUGUUCCGGGAAGGCCGCACCAAGGCCGUGGGCACCAUCACCAAGCUCCUCCAAACCACCAACAACUCCCCAAUGAACUCCAAGCCUCAGCAGAUUAAAAUGCAGUCAACGAAAAAAGGCCCCCUGACCAAACGAGAAGAUGGGGGCCCCCCUGGAGGGCCGGCCGUAGGGGUGCCUCCCCCUGGAGAUGAAGCGGGCUCUCUGGGGGCUGCACAGUCAGCUGCAUCCAGCAGUCUCCAGCCAACGCUCAAGCCCAGCAGUGGGGGCCGGCGACGAGGGGGCCAGCGUCACAAGGUGAAGAACCAGGGGGCCUGCCUGACUCCUGCCAGCGGCUGCUGACUUUCUCCUUCCUACCCAAGGGAUCGUGCUCUGGCCACGCUCCAUCCGAUGGGCCAGAGCAGCCACCACCCUCCCCAGGCCACGGCCGGAGCCUCAUCAUUCCCCAGCCCUGGUUCCCGGGGCUCUAAUUUAUAGCCGAGGACGACGGCAGACUUCUGGAGCACUACCAUCUCCCGCCCUCUUGCCCGCCUUCUUCCUCACUCAGUCUUUGUACAUCUGGGCCCUUAGUUUUUAUUCUUUUUAUUUUCUCUCUCUCGCGUGCGUGCGUGUGUGUGCGUGUGUGGGUGUGUGCAUGGCCACUCAGGGCCCUGGCAGUCUUUCUUCUCUUCCUUUCCUCCUCCAUGGCUGGCCCCGGCCUCCAGGAGCUGUCCGUCCAUGUGUGUGUCUGUGAGAACCUUUAGGGGCUGUCGGGAGCUGAAGGGCCUCCCUCCCAGUGCUGCUCUGUGCCCGGAGCCCUCUCUGGAGCCGACCUUGGGGCGGGGGCUGCAGGUAUAAGUGCUGCUGCUCCGUCUCAGGAGCCUCCUCCUGGGACUCGGGGCUUCUGGCAGGGUCAGCAGUGCUGGCUCCCUCUUUUCCCUCCCUCUCUUCCCUCCCUCUUUCUCCUUAAACCCCCGAACAGGAAUGCCAGAAGCUCUUACAUUGUAACCUGUAGAUGGUGGAGGGGAGAGGCGAUUGGGUUGUCGGGCCCUCCCUGCCCUUCCCUCCAGCCCGUGCCACUGACCCAAAGACAGCUGGUGGCUUUCCUUCCCGGGACAAGCCUGUUUGCCUGCUGCUCAAGGCAGCUCCUCUGCCACCUGCUGAGCCUCCCAGGCUGCCUUCUGCCUGGACCUUGAACCUUACUGGGUCUUGGGGCCCUGAUGACCUAGCCGGUGUCGCCUGCUCAGGGUCCUGCUCACUAGCGCCUCCUUUUGGCGGGGUGUGGGGUGUUCCUCCGAGCCAGGCUGGGAGGGGAACCCCUCCUUCCCACCACAGCUCCACCACAUCACCCCAGCGUGGCUGCUGCAGGGGCACAACAGGGAAUGGCCUGAGCCCCAGGUUUGGAAGCCCCGGUUGGGAUAGGGGGAGGCAGGUGCAGGCCCCGCGGAGCAGGAAGCCCGGAAGAACUGCCUGGGGCGGGGGCGGGGCCCAGAAGGCAGCGUGGGCCCUGAACCAGCCUGGCUGAGCUGGGACUGGAGCCCUCAGUUGAGGGUGCACUAACAGGCAGAGAUGUGUCCUGGCCGGGACAGACACCCAGCUGGCUGGGUCCUUCCUCAGCCUUGCCUCCCUCUUGUCCCCAACCCCUCUCCUGUCCUGCUCCCAGACUGCUGGUCCUUCACUCCCCUCUCCCAGCUGUUUCUAGUUACCACUGGCCCAUGGCCACAGACUGACCAGACCAGCACACAACAUGAAAGCUUGUCCACGUUGACAGGUGGAGGAGCUGCCACUGAGAACACUGGUGCCCUGCCUGCCCCAGCCCCAGUCUUAGAGAGCAGGGCAGGGAGGGCAGCCCAGAUUCUGGGAGGCAGGCGUGGCCUCACCACCCACGCUCUCCCACCAGCUCUGACACAGGACAAGUUGCCAGACUUCUCUGGACUUCAGUUGCCUCCUCCCCAGCAAGAGGUGAAUGCCUCCGGGGGGUCAGAAUUUAUUGAGGAUGUAUGUGAGGCCCCAUGUGCCCAGCACGCUGCGUGUACCCACGCUGGUCCCCAAGGCCAUAGCAGAGGCCCCGAGCUGGGGGACAGGCUUGAGAGAGGUGGCAUGGACAUGUCUGGUGUGGCUGGGGCUGUGCCAGGUGUCUCCCUCACUUCAUAGUCUGAGGGAGGUGGCGUUGGCGCCAUUGUUCUAGGUGGGGACACAAGCUCAGAGGCGCAGUGCCACCAGCAGGCGGGGUCUUCCCACCCUGGCCCUUGGCCCAGCCAUUCCCGCUCAGCUGUGUCCUUUGGCCCCUCCUGUUCCUUUGUCUCCUGGCGGUUUCCCUCUUGCUUUUUGGCUCAUUCUGCUUGCAGGGCUGCUGCCCACGGAAUCCUUGGUAAUCAGAGGGCUCCAGUGUUGAGCGCCCUGCUCUGUCCCCUUGCGGGUGCUGUGGAACUGGUAUUUCCCUGGGCGUGGCCAUGGUAGACGUGGUUUUGUUGGAACUUUUCGGCCUCUGUGAGCAUAACCACUGGAUGUUAGGAAGCCGUGGCCGCCACCUGGCCUCUGUCCUCAGAUGCUCGGGAGGCUGGUUCGGAUCCGUGUGGCCACCGGGCCACACCUGCUAGCAGGGCAGACCGAGUGCAGCGUUUCACUGUCCUCCACGGGGACGACCCGAGUUCCCUGUGGGUCUCAGCCUACCAGCUCCAUUUGGAACAGAACACCAGCCCUUUUGUAGUUGAUGAAGAAUAAAGUUGUUAAUCGGAUCAUCUCAGUGGCAAACCCUGACCCUUCUGUGUGUGUGGUAGGGGCGGUGGCAUCUUAACUCCGUCACACCGCUGUUCUGCGGACUGGCCCCGGCACAGCACGGGCAGCAGGACUGUGACGUGGGCGGGGAGUGCACGUUGGCUUGGGGCCAAGGGGCGUACCACAGGGAAGAUGGUGUGAGUUGUGCCGUGAGGGGCCAGUAGGAUUUGAACGUGUGCAGACAGGCAGAGGGUAUGUGCCUGGUCCGAGGGCGAGAGCAGAGGCCCCAAGCCCUGUGACUGUGGUAAGUUCCAGGGACUCGGUACUGCUCAGGGCUGUCUCCUUUGUUGAAAAAUGGUGCUAGUUGCAGAGCAGGUGUUGAGUGGAACCGGGAGAGAAGUGAGCAGUCAGUGGGGGACGAGUCUUGUGUAGGACUAGCUCUUUCCUGGGACCCUAAGCUGAGGGGAUCUGAACUGGCGCAGAACCUCUGGGCUGGAUUUGCACUCCACCGGGCACCCUCUGUGGCACUUGACCCCAGCCCCUCCUACUGACCUGUUCCUGCCUUUAUUUUCUCAGCUGUGAUGGGGACUGGCCCUGGGCCAGGUGUCAUGGUCAGACGAGGCGUGUUGGAGGGUGCAGUGGGGGACCGCCCCUGGCCCUCUGAGCAGCUCGUUAGAGACACUGACUGGGGAGUGUUUAGGGGAAGGGCCAGGACCUGAGCCGGCAGCUUCUGGCUCUCAGGGCACCCACUUCCGUGUCCCAGCCCAGCCCAGACUCGGGGGCAGAUGUCUAACUCCUGUGGAGAAGGACGCAGCCCUGAAGGCAGAUGUGGUCAUUAGUUAAGCAGGUAACUUGCUACCUUCUACUCAUGUGGCUCUAGAAGAUGCUUCAUAUGAUGUCAGGGUCGGCUAAUAAAGCCACCCCACUUUCUCCUGCCCAUCCUUGAGCCCAGAAUCACUGGGGCAGGGCCUGCUUAGGCCGCACCUCCCACCACAGCUGGGUUUUAGCUGAGAGGCCUGGGUUUCUAACUCAGGAGUAAGUCUUUGAAGCAUUGUUUUGGCCAAGAAUUCAUUCUCGUUUUCCCAAAAGAAGAUUCCCUGUGCAAUGGCCAGAUAAAAACCAUGUAUUCUCCCCCCAAAACACAAACAAAAAACAGGUAUUCCAUGAGUCCUGGGCAUAAUUUACUCUGCAUAGGUAUAAAUUAGAAUCUGGAGAUAAGAAAAGAGCCCAGUGGCGCAGCAUUUGUGACAGAAGAGCUGGGCAGAGGUGUGCGGGCCAGCGCCGGAGGAGCACAGGGUGGCCUGGGGCCUGGCCUUCAGCCCCGCCCCGCCCCGUGAGGCUCGGCCCUCGGGAGGGCGCCUGCCUGCAUGGCAGCCCCUCUUGGCAUCCGGGUUACACGGAACUGAAAUCACCCAGCACCCCACAGAACGGGGCUAGGAAUCAAGCUCUUAGCUUUUCAGUUAAAAAAAUGACCUUGAAAAGUGUUUACAUAAUAACAGCAGGGCCAGCUGAGGC